AUGGAAAAAAAAUCACAUCAAGCUUGGAAAAAAAAAUAUCCAUCUGUUACAGUUACAGGUUUUAGUAGUUGGACUGCUUUGACAAAUUCUAUCAUGGUUAUUAUCAAUGUGUCUCCAGUAAACACUGGUGGACUCACACCUGGUGAAACCUAUAUCUUGGGUGCAUGUGCUGAACCUACAUACCAAAGUUCUUGUACCAUUCAAAAAUCAACUCCUCCAAUAACUCUUUAUCAGAAUAUUAUAUAUAAUACCAAGAAUCUCUUUGAUAUUACUUCAACCGGCAUGACAUUAUCAUGGACCUAUUUAUAUGGUAUUCCUGCACCUGCACCAACUUUUACAAUACAAGCUAAUACAACCAAUUUGUCAGUUAAACAAUCACCAACCACCUACACAAUCACCAAUUUACUACCAUCUACAGUCUAUAAAAUUAAUCUCAUUAUGUACAAUGAUGAUGAUACUGUUCCAACUUCCUGGAUCGUUGAAACCUAUGCUGCCUCGUCAACCGAUAAUAUCAAUUCACAGCUAUCAGCAAGAACAACCAAAUCACAAACUAUUUUCUCAGAGUUGAUAGGUGGUAUCGUUGGUGACUCUACUUAUUACACUGUUUCAGAUUUGACAUUAAAUCCUGUACCAGGUUGUGAUAAUACAGUUAAUCAACAAUGUACAAUUACUGGACUUUUACCAAACACCACCUACUCUUAUAAUAUUAAAGCAGUCAAAGGUACUGAAACAUUUCAGAAACAAUACGACUAUACAACAUAUCCAGCAAUUAUCACACCAACUUUGGAUUUAUUAAAUAAAUCUUUAGAGAGUCUCUCUGUUGAAUAUGAAACACUCUAUGGAGUUCCAGAUCAAACAGUGUAUACAGUUCAAGUAAAUGGUGAUAAUGUGGUAGGAUGUGUAGCAACAAAAAACAAUAGAUGUGAUAUCCCAAAUUUAACAAUGAGUCAUACUUAUCUAGUUAAAGUUAUUGCAGAGAAUGAUGGGGAUUCACUUUUCCAAGAGAAAUCCUUCACCACUUUAUCAAUCUAUUAUAUCGAUAUGUCGCUUUCCAAUAGAACAACUAAAUCACUGAAUGUAUCCUUUUCAACUAGCAAUGGUCCAAGCAAUUCAUUAUUCACAGUGGUUUUAGACGGAGCUAAUGUAACUUCUUGUACAAAUAUCCUAGCUGGUAGUUGUUUAAUUCAAAAUUUGAAUUCUCAAACAACCUACGAGGUUCAAGUCAUUUCAAAUAUAGUGGAUAGUUUUGUACAAGUUAUUAAAAACUAUACAACAUUGGAAUCAGUCUCUUCACCAACUAUUCAAGUUAAACAAUUAUCAAACCAAAAAUUGGAUAUACAAUAUUCUUCACAAUUUGGAUAUGGACCAUCAAUUUAUCAAGUCACUGUAAAUGGAACAGUACUCUCUCAAUGUAUUUCGGAAUCUGAUCAAUGUCAAUAUCCUUAUAGUUUUGAUCAAACCAUUUAUGAUAUUAUAGUUAAAGUAACCAAUGAUGGUACUGAAAAAUCAUCUACAUUAUUAUUUAAAAUAUUUAAUAUACCAACCCCAGUUAAUAUAAAUAGUACUUCUUUAUUAUCUUCAAUUUCAAUUGUUUGGAAUGAAAGCCAAGAAGGAUUCCCAAAUUCAACAACCUAUUCUGCUUCUCUUGCCAAUAGUAAUGGUGAUUUUUAUUUUGUUUUCUGUGAUAAUGUUACUACUUUAUUAAAGUAUACUAUUAAUUAUUGUAAAAUUGAUUCAAAAUUAGAGGAUUGUAAUGGAAAUGGAAAUUGUAUAAAUGGUCAAUGUCAAUGUAAAACUGGAUGGACAGGUCAAUUUUGUGAAACCAAUAAUCCCACAAACAAUAAUCCUGAUAUUACACCGAAUCCAGGAAAUCCAGGUAUCAUUGUAGUUGAUAAGGGAAUUGAAUAUAGUUUUGCAAUCACUCAAAUCUUGGAAUCAGAUGAUAUGAAUAAUAUAGUUAAAACUCUAAAUACAUCAGCACUGAAAUGGACUCUCCAAACAAACUCUGAUAGAAAUAUUAGUAAUUCAAUCAAUGGAAUGGUUUUAGAGAAAUCAUGGCAAUACACAACUGAAAACAACACCUAUUUUAAAUCAAUCAACAUUAUAUUCUAUCAAUAUCUAUCGAUUCCAUCGGUAACACAGAACGAUUAUUAUCAAUAUGAAUAUUCAGGACAAUCUUAUGCAAUCAAGUUGGGAGCUUUCAAAUAUACUUUUAAUGUAACCGAAUGGCAGUUUGCUUCGCAAUUGAAUACAAUUCAACUAGAGAGUACAGUUACAUCACCUAAAGGUGGAUCAUGUGAUGACGGCGAGACAAAACUAUCAACUACACAAUCAUCUGAUAAUCAAAUGAUAAUCAUAAGCGAUAACAAUGGUAAUUCAGUAUUUGGUAGAUUGUCAAACAAAGUAAUAUUAGAUGAUAUUCCUCGUUUAAUAACACAUAGAGCCUGGCAGAGCGAGGUUGGUAGUAAAGACACAAUCACCAUAGUUUCUAUAAUUCCAUACUUUUCAGAAACUCUUUACUUUGAUCCAGAUUUUGAAUCAUUAAUUUCAGUAGAUGGACCUGCCGAGUGUUCUAGUGACAAUAAAUGGAAAAUCAUUGUAGGUGUGGUGGUUGGUGGAUUCGCUUUUAUUUCAAUAAUAGCAGCAACUGUUUAUUUCAUACAUAGAAAAAGAAAGUUUUUAAAACAAACUAAAACAAUGGAAAAGAAAUUACAAAAAUUAAAAUCAUAA
Heterostelium album PN500 is the source of this 2730-nucleotide messenger RNA. RefSeq lists its product as uncharacterized. The record is from RefSeq and is a predicted model, not a curated record. Bases 1 to 2730 code for a protein of 909 amino acids. NCBI's taxonomy places the organism in Eukaryota, Evosea, Eumycetozoa, Acytosteliales, Acytosteliaceae. Gene Ontology annotation, molecular function: protein binding. The transcript has 5 exons.